AUGUCGGUGAUCACCGGAGAGGAAACUGGAGAAGAGAAGGAACGAAAUAGAAGCAGAAGGAAAUGGAAGGAGAAGACAGGGCAUCGACGCGCUCAUCAUCCUCACCAGCGCGGUCCCGAAGAUGUGUGGAAGCGCAAGGCAGAACAGUAUCUAGCGGACUCUGGUCUUCUGCACACAAUUAUAAGAGCUGGCAGUUUACAAGAUAAAGAUGGUGGCUUGCGAGAGUUGAUUGUUGGGAAGGAUGAUGAGAUCCUGAAAACAGAAACAAGAACUAUUGCCAGGGCCGAUGUUGCAGAAGUUUGCAUACAGGCCUUGCUAUUUGAACAGGCAAAGUUUAAGGCAUUUGAUCUGUCAUCAAAACCAGAAGGUGAAGGGACGCCAACUACAGACUUUAGGACACGUUUUGCACAAGUUAAUAGUCGCUUCUAAAGAGAUAAUAUUGUUCUUGCCAACAAAUUGAGGGUAUUCUUUUAUAAAUUGAUAUGAAAUCUGUAUUAAGGAUGCAUGUAUAAUGGCUAAUAUAGCUUGGACAUGAAGAGCAAGCGUUGAAGCUGUACUUCACAUACCUUGAUUAAUAGCAAUGUCACCUAUGCUCAAGCCCUUCAGCAGGAGGUGGCAGGAAGAAGAGCAUGUCUUUCUCUCCAGGAAUGCAAGCAGCCUUAUAUAGAGAUAAAAGAAAAUCUUUGUACAACAAGACUUGAGGUGCCCUAUGGUGUUGUUACACUGAACAGUGAGCAACACCACCCAUGGGGAUGUCGACAUCCAGGACGCAGACAGAGAAUGGCCCAGGCUGUCUUCCCAUCCUCUCUACAAUUUAGCCGCUCAGCUCUGCAGUUUGGAAGGUCGAUAACAGCCAAAGAUUGGGAGCAAAGAGCGAGACCAGCCUGACCAGCUCAGCUGGUUAGGCUACCGUGCUGCUCAUGAAGGAGUUUGACAAUACCAUCUAUAUAGCAUGAAGAUCAAUGUGAAUAAUCUGAUGGAUUUAUAUCCUAACAAUAGGCCUACUAAUGCUUUACAAAAAUCUGUUGACCAUAUAGAUGAAGCCAUAAUUGUUCAUCCAAAUGGGAACGAUACUAUUACACAUGAAGUUUUCGUUCACCCAUAUGGCAAACUACAAGAGAUGCAUAUACUUCAGAAUGAUAUCAUCCUACUUUCCUG
Molecule: messenger RNA, 1158 nt
Organism: Zea mays
Lineage: Eukaryota; Viridiplantae; Streptophyta; Magnoliopsida; Poales; Poaceae
Exons: 6
Coding region: 1-429 (142 amino acids)
Cellular component (GO): chloroplast
Molecular function (GO): oxidoreductase activity
Source: RefSeq, a predicted model, not a curated record